Debaryomyces tyrocola is the source of this 2493-nucleotide messenger RNA. Lineage: Eukaryota; Fungi; Ascomycota; Pichiomycetes; Serinales; Debaryomycetaceae. The record is from the annotation of a GenBank genome assembly.
AUGGGGAAAACUCAAAAGAAGCACAGUAAAGGUCGUUUAGAUCGUUACUAUUACUUAGCUAAAGAAAAGGGGUAUAGAGCUCGUUCUUCUUUCAAGAUUAUUCAAAUUAAUGAAAAAUAUGGUCAUUUUUUGGAGAAGUCUAAAGUUGUCAUUGAUUUAUGUGCCGCCCCUGGUUCGUGGUGUCAGGUUGCAUCGCAAUUAUGUCCUAUUAACUCCUUGAUUAUUGGGGUUGAUAUAGUACCUAUUAAGGCUUUACCAAAUUGUAUUACAUUUCAAUCUGAUAUUACUACGGAAGACUGUAGAUCUCAGUUGAGAGGUCAUAUGAAAACGUGGAAAGCUGAUACCGUGUUACAUGAUGGUGCUCCGAAUGUUGGUUUAGGAUGGGUUCAGGAUGCAUUUACUCAAUCACAUUUAACAUUACAAGCUUUAAAAUUAGCAGUUGAAAAUUUAAACACAGGAGGAACGUUUGUUACCAAGAUUUUCAGAUCCAGAGAUUAUAAUAACUUAAUGUGGGUAUUUCAGCAAUUAUUUGAAAAGGUAGAAGCAACCAAGCCGCCAGCUUCUCGUAACGUUUCGGCAGAAAUUUUCGUUGUUUGUAAGGGGUAUAAGUCUCCAAAGAAGUUGGAUCCAAGACUUUUAGACCCGAAGGAAGUCUUUGAAGAAUUACCAACCGGUCCUGAUAAUAACGAAGCUAAAAUUUUCAAUCCAGAAAAGAAAGUUAGAAGAAGACAAGGUUACGAAGAAGGAGAUUAUACUUUAUUCCACGAGAUGCCAUUGUUAGAGUUUAUUAAGAAUGAAGAUCCAAUUAAUACUCUAGGAACAUUAAAUAAAUUGUCGGAACCACCUAAAGAUGAUCAUGAAUGGAAAAUUUUAAAAAAGUCGAGGUUGUGUACGCCAGAAUUAUUGGAAUGUAUUAAGGAUUUAAAAGUUUUGGGUAGAAAGGACUUUAAGCACUUGCUAAAAUUCAGAAAACAAGCCAGGGAUUUACUUGGAUUGGAUGCUAAAGAAGAGACUCAAGAAAUUGAAGUCGAACCAUUAACAGAGGACCAACAGAUUGAAAAAGAAUUGCAAGAGUUGACGGAAAAGCAAAAACAAAAAGCAAAGAAGGCAAAAAAACAAUCUAACGAAAUCAAACAAAAGGAAAUUCAAAGAUCGCAAAUGAAUAUGUUGACAGAUAUGAAUAUCGGUAUUGAGGCAGCUCAAAUUGGAGCCGAGUCCCUAUUUAAUUUGAAAACAGCUAUUAAGACAGGCCAAUUAGAAAAAUUAAGUAAGGGUAAAAAGAAGAUGAUCUUUAAUGACGAAGAAAUCAUGAAGGAUAAUGACAUUAACUUUGAUGAAGAGGCCGAUGCUAAUUCUGAAGAUGAAAUCGACGAGUUAGAAGCACAGUUGGAUGAUAUGUACAAUUCUUAUCAAAAUAGAAGAGCUGAAAGAGAUGCAAAUUACAGAGCCAAGAAGUUGAGAGGUGAUGUUGAUGAUGAAGGUUGGGAAGGUAUCGAAUCAGAUAAAGAAGGAAGCGACAGAGAAGCAGAAGCUAACGACUAUGAGAUGGAAAGUGAAUCUGAUUCCGACGAUGACGAACAUAUUCAAAGAAUUGCCGAUCAAAGGAAGAAAGAAUUAUCUAAGAAUGCGAAGGUAUUUUUUGCUUCAGAUAGUAUAUUUGGUGAAUUAGGUGACGAUUCCUUACUUGAAGAAAUGAAUAAGAAGGAGGCCAAGAGUAAUCAAGUUCCUAAUGGAAAUGCCGUCGAUCAUACGAACGAUACCAAUAAGUCAGAUCAGAUGGAAGUCGAUAGUAGCGAUAGCGAAAGUGAUGUAAGUGAUGACAGUGAUUUUGAAAUCGUUCCUAACGCUCCAGAUGAAGAACUCUCUGAUAGUGAUUCCGAUAAUGAAAAUGACGUAUCACGUAAAUAUUCAAAGGCAAAGGAUCAACAACAGAAAGUGGAUAUUGCUACGGUUGAAGCAAUGACUUUAGCCCAUCAAGUGGCAUUAGGGCAUAAAAACAAGCAUGAUUUAGUCAAUGAAGGUAUUCAUAAGUAUUCUUUCAGAGACCAUGAUGAUCUUCCUGAAUGGUUUGUGGAUGAUGAGAAGAGAAAUUCGAAGAUCGUUAAGCCAAUCACUAAGGAAGCAGCAUUGGCUAUCAAAGAGAAACAGAAGCAAUUGAACGCCAGACCUAUCAAGAAGGUUUUGGAAGCCCAGGGCCGUAAGAAAUUAAGAGCAUUGAAGAGAUUAGAGAAGUUGAAGAAGAAGUCUGAUAUGAUCAACGAAGACAGUGCCAAAUCCGAAAGGGACAAGGCAGAUGAAAUCCAGAAGUUGAUGAAGAAAUUAACCAAGAAACAGAAGACAAAACCAAAGGCCACUUUGGUUGUUGCCAGAGGUUCUAAUAGAGGUUUGAGUGGAAGACCUAAGGGUGUCAAGGGUAAGUAUAAGAUGGUUGACGGUGUUAUGAAGAACGAACAAAGAGCUUUGAAGAGAAUUGCAAAGAAACAUAAAAAAUAG